Molecule: messenger RNA, 1881 nt
Organism: Amoebophrya sp. A25
Lineage: Eukaryota; Dinophyceae; Syndiniales; Amoebophryaceae
Source: the annotation of a GenBank genome assembly
GUUCUUUUUCGCAGUUGUUCUUGAAUUCCAUCUUAGUCUUCGCUCGUGUUCAUGUCCAACAGCGACAUUAACAUUUUCACUUUCUUAACUUGAUGUGAGUCUAUACCAUUACCAAUACCACGUGCAAUCUUCAACUUGUGAGUGCAUCUUCUGCCACGAUUACAAAGAGCAUUGAACAGAAGUUAGACAAACGCCGGAAGUGACGCCAACCAUGGGAGAGCGCUACUUCGUGAACGUCGGCUCGUGGGCCAUUGAGGAGGACGAUUUGACGGAAUUGAUGACCGACAUUGUGCAGGAUCGAAAUGAGCGUGACAAGAUGAUGCGUUUUAUUUUUCUGGAAGACCGGCAGCGGGCCCUCGUAUCCUACUUGUUGAAGCGCAAGCUUGCAAGGGAUGCGAUUGCCCUGGAGAGGUGGCUCGACAGGCGUUUAGUCGCUGAAGAUAGUGAUGGGGGUAGUGCCGAUAACACCAUGUUCGUGAGUGGUCCCACUCCUGGUCAUCUAACCCGAGUUUUAGAACUUAUUGGGGAAUUCUAUAAAGCCCGGAGCUUAAUAUCUUCGACAUCAGCUUCCAGUUUAUGUCAUGCUGGAGCAGUUGUAGACGGGGAAUCUGCAGUAGAAGAACCAACAGCUUCCUCAUCCUCUGCGAGGCCACAGGUGGGUAGUGCUCUUGAGUCUUACACAAGAUGUGUGGAAGGUGCACCGUUUUCUGAGAUGAUUCGGAUCGAGCGUACGAGCUGGGGCAAGCCGUUUCUUGGGUACCCGCGUCUGAAGCACACCAAUUUUAAUUUCAACGUGAGCCAUGAAGGGGCCUUCGUCGCGGCUGCCAGUGACUACUUUGCGCUCGUAGGCGUCGACGUAGGGGCGCCAAAAUCAGCUCGCGCGCAGCGCACGCCCACUAGAAAGAUGAACCCUACCACUUCAUCUGCAGCUUCUUCUACUAAACGAGAAGAUGCACCAAACGGCGUGGCCUCUUCAACGGUGGAGUUAACGACGUCUAUGGAAGAUCUCGAACAGCUGCAGAGGGAUUUCGUAGGGUGUUUGACAGCACGCGAAUGGGGCUUAGUACAAAAAGCGACACUCUCGUCGGACACCAUGAGGCAGACGGCUGACACGGAAACAUACAACUGCUUUUUGCGUUUGUGGAGCCUCAAGGAAAGCUUCGUGAAAGCGCGUGGGGACGGCCUUGGUUUCGAUCUGAGUAAAUGCGAGUUCCACAUAGAUACAGAUGAAGAGGGGCCAACAUGGGAGAAGAUUCGGCUGUCGUUGGCAUGCAGUGUUGCAACAGCGGACAAUGGGCCACUGCCCAUUAAUGACGAACACCUGGAGGGAAGAAAGGAGUUCCCGCCGAAGGACACCGGCACCGUUCUCCGUGCUUCUGCUUCCGUUAAAACGGGUUCCAAAACAAGUGACUCAUUCCUCCCACAGACCGACUGGAAGUUUCGGCAAUCCAUCUUGAUGUCAGGCUCGCAAAAGCACUGGAUAUCCGUUGCACAGGGGCCGCUUCAUACUGUUCAGGAGGACAGUAAACAAGAUAUUGCUGGCAAGAGCAUCAAGUCAUGUUUUGUCCACACUUCUUUCACUGCUGAGCACUGGCGGAAAGUCCUUGCCUUAUCACCGCCGCCGUUUGUGGAGCUCAACGUUGCUGAGCUCAUCGAGUCUGCCAUCCCAGCGCACAUGUAAAGCGAGUUUCAGUGUCGAAGGACAUGAAAUACUAUAAUGUCUCGCCCCCAUUCCAAUGCCUCGCUUUUCACCUACCCCUCAUGCGAUCGAUAUUUCCUCAUAUUCGCUGCAAAGGCGAUUGUAGUUCUUGAAAAGAAGAUUGUGAUUGUCUAUACCCAAUUAUAGAGACGCAGACGUCGCUGUCGCAGCUCAUAUGCACC